AUGGCAGUAAAAUGCCAACAUGCGCCUGUCUGUAGCCGUUUUUUUUCUGAAAAGAAGAAAACAAACAUGGCUUCCAUCAACAGCAUCGAGUGGAGAUCUAUCUGCGACAAAUUCACCAACGCCCAACAUCUCACCGAAACAGAGUCCAGAAAAGACCCAGAAAACGACCCGUUCCGGUCCAAAUACAAAGCCAGGGAGCUUCUAAGAGAAAUCUACUGCUCCCUGAAGAGCUUCGAGGCCGGGGACGGAGAGGAGGAGGCCGGCGGAGACAACUGCGAACAGCCGCCCCCUGCUCAGCCACUGGACGGUCAGAGGGAGGAUGGGUUCAGCCGGGGCCUCAGCGGAGACUCUCCUGCGGGGAUGCGGGCGGCUAAGCUCGGGGCUGUGGAGUACUACCUGGGGGUUAACCACGUGGACACGGAGGAGCUGUCAGCCGGACAGGAGCAUCUUAUGAACUGCAUGAAAAUGCUGGAGAAAUGCAGGGUGUCAUCAGAGAACGUCUCUCUGUUCAUCCAUGUCAGGAACCAGCUGGGUGUCCUUUGGGCUGGCCGUGAUGAGACAGAGACAGCUCAGGGUUUCCUGGAGACAGCAGAGUCCAUCUACCAACACUACAUGAAGGAGGAUGGGAGGCCUCCGACUGACAUGACAGAGUAUUUCAGCACAGAAGAGAACCUUCUGACACACCAGGAAAGAACGAAGAGGUUUGAGUUGGCGUACACCCAUACCAUGUACUACCUUGCUCAAGUUUAUAAAAACCUGGGUGAAAACGAGCGCGCUGCCACCUACUGUCACAGCACCCUGCAGAGACAGCUCCAGUUGAACCAGUACAGUCCAAUGGAGUGGGCCCUGAAUGCUGCCACACUGUCUCAGUAUUAUAUUACGAAGGGCAGAUACAUGGAAGGCAGGCACUGCCUUGCAGCAGCUACUGUUAUAUCCAGGUUGGCUGGAGAGGUUCCCUCAGAAGCUGCUGCACAAGAAAGUGAGACAGAGAGCGAGCGCAGGGAGCAGCUCCGGCAGAAACGAGCAGAGAUCGCCAGAUGUUGGAUUAAAUACUGCCUCAAUCUCCUGCAGGACUCCAAGAAGCUGCUGGAGGAUAAUAUCGGUGAGCUGGAUACCGAUCGUCAGGAUGAGUUGAAACAGGCAAGACGGCAGGAGGAGGAGGAAGAAGAAAAGGGCAGGAAGAGCGCUCUGCUGUUUGGAUCAGAGGAUACAUUUGAUUCCAUCGCAAGCACAGAGGAAAAGGUGAUGUGUUUGUUCCCUCUGGACUUUGCAGAAGCCAGAGCUGUUUUCCUAGUGGGACAGAACUAUGUAACGCAGGCUAAGGAGUUCUUUCAGAUGGAUGGAUAUGUGACGGACCACAUAGAGAUUCUGCAGGACCACAGCUCUCUGUUUCGGGCCCUGGCUUUCUUUGAGGAAGAUCUGGAACGCCGCUGCAAAAUGCACAAACGAAGAGUUGACAUGUUGGAGCCAAUCUGCAAUGACUUGAACUCUCGAUACUACCUGCUGAUCCGCAGGCAGCUGAUGUUUGAGUUAGGGGAGACUUAUAAUGACAUGAUGGACUUGAAGCUGACUCUCGCCAACAGACAAGCAGACAACCAUUCUCUAGAUAGCCAUACCAUUAAGAAAUUCAACCAUCUCUGCUCUGCCUCUGCCAAGUAUUUCCAGAUGUUCAUAGAUUCGCUGUGCUCACCAGAAGGAAAGCCUCCUGAGCACCUGGAGGAGGAGGUGCUCAGACCAGCUCUAGUGGCCCGAUUCAGGGUCGCUCGACUUCACAGCAAACUGAUCAGCUCCUCACCCCCAGUUCAGAUGGAAAAUCUCAACAGAGCUUUAGAAAACUACAAGUAUGUGGUGGAGUAUUGCGAGACUCACCCUGAAGCAGCGGUCGCCGUGGAGACGGAGCUGGAACUCAGCAGAGAGAUGGUCGGCCUUCUUCCUCUAAAAAUUAACCGCCUUAAAUCAAGGAUGGCAGCAAACAACUAAGGACCAAGUUGAAAAUUCCCUCUCUACUGGCUGAUAUACUGCUAAACUGAUCAUGUUAACUACAUUGUAUCUCGUUACUUUGGCGCCAGAGACGCUUAAAUGUAAAUUCUGAUAGUUUUUUGUUAAUGUACUUAAGUGUUUGUUGACUUCUCCCGUUAAGCAUGCUGCGUUUGAAUGCAUCACAGCCAAUAACUGCUGCAAUGUGCCCUGAAUAUUGUGCAAUAAAGUGGUAAUUUCAUCUCUCAUUCCAGCUCAGAUAAUAUGUAGCAUAUUGCAGUUAAGUGAAACAAAUUUUAGGUAGCAAGGAAAAUAAAAAGUUGGUAUAUUUUCCAGAGCAUGGAUUUGUGUUCCACCCUCUGAACCUAACAGGAUGUUUCAUGAUGACCUGUUUGCUUCGUCAGAUUAAAUUUUUCCCCUCUAGCAUUA
Molecule: messenger RNA, 2406 nt
Organism: Cyprinodon tularosa
Lineage: Eukaryota; Metazoa; Chordata; Actinopteri; Cyprinodontiformes; Cyprinodontidae
Product: kinesin family binding protein
Molecular function (GO): protein binding
Source: RefSeq, a predicted model, not a curated record